Molecule: messenger RNA, 756 nt
Organism: Rhagoletis pomonella (apple maggot)
Lineage: Eukaryota; Metazoa; Arthropoda; Insecta; Diptera; Tephritidae
Exons: 3
Coding region: 139-756 (205 amino acids)
Cellular component (GO): nucleus
Source: RefSeq, a predicted model, not a curated record
UUGUCGAUGCUAUUAUGAGUGUCGAUUAGUCGCUCAGUUAGCGAUUGUGAACGGUUUUCAAUCGCUCAUCUUUCGAUUGUUAUUUCUGAGUCGCUGGAGUUCUCGUCUACAAAAUUUUUACAAAAAAGUGGUACUAUAAUGGAUAAAAAAUCAAAAAUUGUAAGCAACAAAAGGCAACUUGCGCGGUUGGUCGAGCUGAUGCAGGAGAAUGAGGACAUUGGUAUAGGAAUUUGCGGAAAGAGUAGGGCGAAACCAAGAUGGGAAGCCAUUGCAGUGGAGCUUAACAGCUUGGGACCACCAAUGCGUUCUUGGGAAAAGUGGUUAAAGGUUUGGACAGAUUUAAAGAGCAAAACAAAGAAGAAAGUAUCAGAAAAUAGAUCGGAGUUUCGUGCAACUGGAGAAGGCCAAAACAACCUGCAUACCCUUACGCCACUAGAGGAAGCUGUAGUCAACUUUUUAAAGUACGACAUUUGUGUCAAUCCUCCAGGGGAAGAAAUCGGAAGCAGCGCUUCAAGAGCUCACUCGGUAGAAAUCAAUGAGCAGGAAAAUUUCUUUUGCGAAAUUAUAGGGGAAGCCUUGGAAGACUCAGAUACGCGAGGAACCCAAGAAUGCGAAAUAGAACCACAGCGUAUUUCCAAGCAAAGAAAAAAUAAUUGCGAUUCAAAGCAAAAAAGAUUGGUGUUGCUUGAAAAACAAGUACAACGUCAAUCGGAACAUUUUGAGGCCAUGGAAGCAAAUGCUAAAGAAAUAAAAUAA